This is a messenger RNA of Siniperca chuatsi (mandarin fish), 2932 nucleotides long. RefSeq lists its product as uncharacterized. Lineage: Eukaryota; Metazoa; Chordata; Actinopteri; Centrarchiformes; Sinipercidae. The coding region runs from base 1 to 870 and encodes 289 amino acids. The transcript is spliced from 3 exons. The record is from RefSeq and is a predicted model, not a curated record.
AUGCAGAUCUCAGCAGCUCAGGUGGAGCAGCCGGUCGUGCAGGUCGGCUCCUCCAUGUUCGCUGCCUCCAGCAAAACACGUGAAUGUGCUCCGGCUCUACAGAGACUGAGCUCCAGUAACCUGCGGCAGUUUGUAGUUUACAGCCAGAGAGUCACGUCAUGUUCACUUUCCGAUGUUAGCGGACAGUCUGAACCCGGCUGCUGUAAACACACUCAAUCUCUCUCUGAUCCAGGUCCAGAUCCCGGAGGCCUGUCACAUGCCAGGAGGCCUCUUUUCCCAGAAGUCUGCAGGGCUGAGAGGCUGCAGAGGGAACAGAGCGUCCGUAGGAAACGGCUAAAGAAUUCUCACAACGACACUGAAACACAGAACCAGCACGGCCUUACAUGGUCGUUUGUGCUGCAGCGACCGGGCGAUAGCGGAGGAGGACAGGAAGCGUUCGCUGUUUCCAGGACAAAAGACUAUUGUGUCCUCGGAGUCGACCUGAGAAAGGCUGCGACGAGCGGCGUUCUGCGUUCACAUCAGGACAACAAUACGCCGCCCGAGCAGCCGAGAGGAGAACAGAAGGGGGCAGAGUGCGAGGAGAGAUCAGAGUCCGAGUCAAGGCCGCAUGUUCGGUCUCUCUGUUGUCCUGAAGGAGCUCGGAGCACGCUCAGUUCUCACCAGGACAAAGACAGGAAGACGUUAAGACUGGACACGACGCUGGGAGAGUUUUGUCUCUCACCAACGUCCGUGACACACCUGGACGUUGGUGGGUCCGUCAUAACAAAGUCCUGCUCUGUGACCCAGGUCCCAAAGUAUCACGAAAGACACGGUGGGAUUCAGUUUGCCCCCCCCCGUGACCUUAAGGGAAGGUCAAGACGUUAUUUUUAGACUCCGAGUGGCUCUGUGGAGGGCGAUGUCUGCGUGUUGGUUGGUCGGUCUAUUACGUCCAUCUGACUAUUGGAUGGAUUAAGAUUUUCUACAGGCGUGCAUGAACCCCAGAGGAUGAAUCCUAAAGACUGUGGGGAUCCUCUGACCUUUCCUCUAGUGCUUUACACUGUGGGCCCCCCGCAGACAAACUGCGCAGUGUUGGCUACACCUCGAGACCUGUUGAUUUAGUCUAUAUGUGUUCACAUGUAGUCAAACUGUCCCGUUAGAGCAGCCGAACCAGCAGUCAGCAGCUCCUGUCUGCAGUGGACCCGUGGACGGACAGACAGCUGUCUCUGGAUCACUGUGAGACUGAAGGAAACUUAGAAACAGCAGGAUUCUCAGGCAGGUUCUGCAGCGGCUUUCUUCUCUGGUGGAUUUCCGGAUGUUUAUUUGUGGUGGACAUCAGAGAAUCUGUGUCAGAUUAGAUGACAAGAGUUCCUCUCUGGUUCAGGACUCAGGAUCUCUCUUCCUGUGUCUCGUCUGGAGUCUGAUCAGUUUCUGUUUAUCCACAAGGAGAGAACAGGAAGCUGUCAGCAGCCAAAACAUCGACCCCUGGAUGUCACGACGUCUCUGAGGAGGAGGAGGAGGAGGAGGAGGAGGAGGAGGAGGAGGAGGAAUCCCAUCCGGCACCACUGCACGCUUCUGGUGUGUAAUAAUCAGUGAUGUGGACAACACGUCCUCAUACCAAAAAGACAGAAUAGGCUGUUUGCCAAUGACUCCCAAAACAGCAUAUAUGACCGUUGGAGAAACUACUUGGUUAGGUUUAGGGAAAGAUGCGUCUGAAAUACUGGAUCCAGCAGAGUCCUGAGAGUCUGAUCAGGACAGUCACCGUCCAGAUAUCUCGUCUUAUUACACAGACUGAUUCCCCUUCAUGUGUUCAGUUUCUAGCUCUGAUAAAAGUGUUAAUGUCAGACUAAAAACAUGUCUGAAACACACUAUCAGUACAAAGUACAACAGCAUUCAGAUAAAGCAGAAAGAAGGCUUCCAGACACUCAACGUGUUUCUUUUCUCUGGAGAAAUUCAGAUUAUUGGUAAUUGUUUUCCACUCAUAUGGACAGCGAGGGCCACUGUUAGAAAAAACUACUAUGAGAUUCAGAGAAGUCGGAACAUGUGGUUAUAAUUUCAAGAGAAAAACGGAGGGGGGGAGAAACAGCCAGUCGUUCAGUUACGAUGGAGACAUGAAAGCAGAUAGUGUGUGUUGAGAAAAGCGAACCGGGUUAGCUACCGUAGCUAGUCAGACAGACCAGCGCAGUGAAAGCAGGGAGCCAAUCGGAGGGUGACUCAAGCGCUCCGCCAGGCGCCUCGUGCUCCGGAUGAGACCUGACCUUCGUACUUUAUUGUACGUCUGGAACUGACGGUUUGAAACUGAUUUUUGGGGCAGUUAAUACUCAUCUUCUGCUGACAGCAGAUGGUGGAAGGAGUGAAAGGCCGAUGAAGGAAAAACCAAAUCACCUCCAGCAUGUUGAUCCUCAUUAGCGGCGGGGAGGGGCUGAUGGGAAAUGCGGUCUUAAUGUGGAGAAACAUGAGCGCUAACAAUACAAACAGAAUUCUCCACCACGCUCUGGUUGGCUCGCUGAAUAUUAAAGUGACAGAUGUUUCCAAACUCUUUCUGACCACUUGCAGCUCUGCAAUCUGUCCUCAACACACACAUCCAGGCCGGUUAAUUAAAAGCAGACGAUUGGCUGCUAAUUGGGCGUCUUCCAGCCUCCCAUCCCCCACAUCCCAAUCCCCCCCCCGUCCCGUCAGAGUCUGCUGGGCCUCGCUGGACCAGCUGCUGCCGGUCUGAGACUCCCAGAGCCUGCAGACCCUCGACAGCAGCUCAGUUUCCCUGGAGAACAACAACACUAAUAUUACUAUUAUUACAGCUUCACACCUUACCAGAGUGUAAACUUCCAGCUUCUGUGAAUUUUCACCUUCUUUACAAAAAGUAAAACGUAUUUUAGUUCGUUUUAAAAGAAAGCAAAAUCCCUGUAGGCGCACUAAGACGAGCUAAUAACAGAAUGUGUUCAUGCAGGUAAUUCAA